GGAAGGGAAAUCCGGCUGGGAAGAAUCCUUUGUUGUGGCUGAUGCGUGGACAGGAUGCGUGGACAGGAGAGGGGAGGCGGCAGAAAUUCGCCAGUGACACAUUCUGGAUGCUGUCCUUUUGGGGGUGAAGCGAAAAUGCAGCCAGUUCAGGUUCCGGUGUCUUUUGAGGAGGUGGCUAUAUAUUUCACCAAGGAGGAGUGGGCUCUGCUGGGUCCAGGUCAAAGGGUUCUCUACAGGGACGUUAUGCUUGAGAAUUACGGGGAUAUGACCUUUCUGGAAGGACCUCUGUUUCCUCAACCUCGCCUCAUCUCCUGGUUGAAAGAACAAGAAGAGGAGUUUGUCCAGGAGAAAGUGGCAGGUAGUGAAAAUUCGUCAGUGACAUGUUCCAGAUGCUUUUCCCUUUGUGGUGAAAUUGAAGGAGCUACUUUCCACUCAGCUCAGGAUUUGGUGUCCUUUGAGGAGGUGGCUGUGAGGUUCACCAGGGAGGAGUGGGUUCUACUUGAUCCAGGGCAAAGGGUGCUCUACAGAGACAUCAUGCUGGAGAAUUAUGGCAAUGUGGCCUCUCUGGAAGCACCUCUGAUGCCUCAAUCAGACCUCAUCUCCUGGCUUGAAGAAAAAGAAGAGCUGUUUGUCCAGGAGAGAGUGAUUGGUGAUGGGCAGGUCAAUAAGAAUGAUCAGGGGCCAUCUAUAGUGUCAUCAGAAACAACCAUGUGUGACAUGCAAAAAGAUAUGUUUGGAAAUCAAAGUGAACCAGAAAGUCAACAGGGAAACCAACCGAAGCUCGGAGGGAAGAAAUCCUCUACUUCACAGGCUGCUAAGGGCCAUGAACUUCAGAUCCCACAUGGUGACUGUAAAGAAAAUGGGAGAAAAAUGUGUCCAGUGUGUGGGGAAAUAUUCAAAUAUAAAUCACAGUUAAAUACACAUUGCAGAACUCACACAGGAGACAAACCAUAUGAAUGCACAGUGUGUGGCAAGAACUUCAAUAUGAGCAGUUCCCUUACUAUACAUGAAAGAACCCACACUGGGGAGAAACCAUACAAAUGCAUGGAAUGUGGAAAGUGUUUCAGUCAGCGUGGACACCUUAUUUUGCAUCAAAGAACCCACACAGGGGAGAAACCAUAUAAAUGCACAGAGUGUGGGAAAAGUUUCAGUCAGCAUGUACACCUUAUUUCUCAUCAAAGGAUCCACAAAGGGGAGAAACCAUAUAACUGUGCAAAGAUGAACUGUGGAAAGAGCCUCCAUGAAAGUGUAUCCUUUACUAAACAUCAGAGAACCUACACAGGAGAGAACCAGUAUAAAUGUAUGGAGUGCGGAAAGAGCUUUAGUGUGAGAGGAACCCUUUCCAAACAUCAAAGAAUCCACACAGGGGAGAAACCAUAUAAAUGUAUGGAGUGUGGAAAGAGCUUCCGGGAUAACGGAACCCUUACUAUCCAUAAACGAAUCCACACAGGGGAAAAACCAUAUAAAUGCAUGGACUGUGGAAAGAGUUUCCGGCAUAGCGGAACCCUUGCUAAACAUCAAAGAGUCCACAAAGAAGAGAAACCAUUUAAAUGCAUGGAAUGUGGAAAGAGCUUCAGUCAGAGCAGUAACCUUACUUUCCAUAAAAGAACUCAUACAGGGGAGAAACCAUUUAAAUGCAUGGAAUGUGGAAAGAGCUUCAGUCACAGUAGUAACCUUACUUUCCAUAAAAGGACUCACACAGGGGAGAAACCAUUUAAAUGCAUGGAAUGUGAAAAGAGCUUCAGUCAAAACAGUAGCCUUAUUAGGCAUCAACGAAUUCACACCGGGGUGAAGCCAUUUAAAUGCAUGGAGUGUGGCAAGAGCUUCAGUCAGAGCAGUAGACUUACUAUACAUGAAAAAACCCACACAGGGGUGAAGCCGUUUAAAUGCAUGGAGUGUGGAAAGAGCUUCAUUGAGAACAGAAGUCUUCGUGUACAUCACAGAACGCACACAGGGGAGAAACCAUUUAAAUGCAUGGAGUGUGGAAAGAGCUUCAGUGUGAGAAGUAACCUUACUUUUCAUAAAAGAACUCACACGGGGGAGAAACCAUUUAAAUGCAUGGAGUGUGGAAAGAGCUUCAGUCAGAACAGCAGCCUUAUUAAUCAUCAAAGAACUCACACAGGGGAGAAACCAUAUAAAUGCAUGGAGUGUGGAAAGAACUUCAGGCAGAGCAGCACGCUUACUUUACAUGAAAAAACCCACACAGGAGUGAAGCCAUUUAAAUGCAUGGAGUGUGGAAAAAGCUUCACUGAGAGCAGAAAUCUUUAUGUACAUCACAGAACACACACAGGGGAGAAACCAUUUAAAUGUGUGGAGUGUGGAAAGAGCUUCAGUCAGAGCAGUAACCUUACUUUCCAUAAAAGAACUCACACAGGGGAGAAACCAUUUAAAUGCAUGGAAUGUGGAAAGAGCUUCAGUCAGAGCAGUAGCCUUAUUAGGCAUCAAAGAACUCACACAGGGGAGAAACCAUUUAAAUGCAUGGAAUGUGGAAAGAGCUUCAAUCAAAGCAGUAGACUUACUUUACAUAAAAAAACCCACACAGGGGUGAAGCCAUUUAAAUGCAUGGAGUGUGGAAAGAGCUUCACUGGGGGCAGAAGUCUUCGUGUACAUCACAGAACACACACCGGGGAGAAGCCAUUUAAAUGCAUGGAGUGUGGAAAGCCCUUUCGUGAGAAUCGUAUCCUUAUUAGGCAUCAAAGAACUCACACAGGGGAGAAACCAUUUAAAUGCAUGCAGUGUGGAAAGAGCUUCAGUCAGAGCAGUACACUUACUUCACAUAAAAAAACCCACACAGGGGAGAAACCAUUUAAAUGCAUGGAAUGUGGAAAGAGCUUCAGUCAGAGCAAUCACCUUACUAGGCAUCAAAGAACCCACACAGGGGAGAAACCAUUUAAAUGCAUGCAGUGUGGAAAGAGCUUCUGUCAGAGCAGUAACCUUACUUUACAUAAAAGAACUCACACAGCUGAGAGACCAUUUAAAUGCAUGCAGUGUGGAAAGAUCUUCAGUAUGAGCACCACCUUUUCAUCAAGAACACACACAGGGAAGAAACCAUUAAAAUGAAUGGAACUUGGAAGGAAUUUCAGUGUGAGCCUCACUACAUCUUUAAACUAGAGGACUGGUGGAAUUUAGGUGGACCAGUAUAGU
This is a messenger RNA of Rhineura floridana, 3144 nucleotides long. RefSeq names its product zinc finger protein 585A-like. Bases 55 to 3060 code for a protein of 1001 amino acids. The record is from RefSeq and is a predicted model, not a curated record. NCBI's taxonomy places the organism in Eukaryota, Metazoa, Chordata, Lepidosauria, Squamata, Rhineuridae. Gene Ontology annotation, biological process: regulation of transcription by RNA polymerase II. Gene Ontology annotation, molecular function: RNA polymerase II transcription regulatory region sequence-specific DNA binding; DNA-binding transcription factor activity, RNA polymerase II-specific. The transcript is spliced from 11 exons. Gene Ontology annotation, cellular component: nucleus.